Malaclemys terrapin pileata is the source of this 2462-nucleotide messenger RNA. Its product is annotated as interferon-induced protein with tetratricopeptide repeats 2-like. The transcript has 2 exons. Lineage: Eukaryota; Metazoa; Chordata; Testudines; Emydidae. The coding region runs from base 141 to 1505 and encodes 454 amino acids. Gene Ontology annotation, cellular component: cytosol. Gene Ontology annotation, biological process: defense response to virus. Gene Ontology annotation, molecular function: protein binding. The record is from RefSeq and is a predicted model, not a curated record.
GAGCAGACACAGUCCGAUCUGGCCCCAGACAGAACUCGGGUCUCUCCCAGAACCGGGCACUUCUCCAGCUCGGGAAGAAACCCAGUGCAGUGACAGGAGCCGUCACCUCCCUGGCUGGGCUGGGGACUCAGCAGAUCGCAAUGAGCCCCCUGCGCCUGAAGGAGAAGCUGCAGGCCCUCCAGUGCCACUUCACCUGGAACUUUGAAAUCAGAGAUAAGGUAGAUGCAACUCACAUCCUCCAAACUCUGGCUCUCAGGAUUGCCCACACUCACUACCAGAACCAGCCCGUGCUCCUUGCCAUGCAGGCUUAUCUCUACCACCUGCAAGGGCAAUAUGAAGACGCUCUGCAAAGCCUUAGAGAAGCCGAGGAGAUUCUGCAAAGAGAUCACCCAGAUAACUUCCCCCGGCAGGUCCUGGUCAUUUACGGAAACUACGCCUGGCUCUAUUAUCACUUGGCCCACUAUGAUUUGGUUGAGCUUUACCUGGACAAGGUUAGAAAGAUCUGCAGCUCCCUGAAGAGCCGCUCUCCAUAUGCAGCUCAGAUCCCUGAGAUACAUGCACAGAAAGGCUGGUCUCUCCUGGCAGUAGGCUUCCGCAAUGGCAGAGAAGCCACAGAGUGUUUCCAAAUGGCAUUAAGAGAAGAUGAAGCAAAUGGGGAGUUUCUUGGUGGGUUGGCAAUCGCGGUCUUUGCAUCAUGGAGUCACACAUACAAGCCUGUAUUUUGGGAAGCAGCCAAAAAGAAGUUGGGUGCCAUUAUCCGUGAACAGCAGCAAAACUAUGAAGCUAAGGUUUAUUUAGCCAAGAUCCUUAAGAGGGAGGAUAGAGAGCAAGCAGAAGCCCUCUUAGAAGAUGUUGUUCAGAAUAGCCUGGACCCUGAGGUCCUGAGAAAUGCAGCCAAGUUCUUUCAACCAGAAUUCGUAGAAAAAACAAUCUCUAUUCUAGAGCGAGCAAUAUCUCUGAACCCCAAUUAUCAUCUCCUUCACUAUGACCUUGGCGUCUGCUACAAGAAACAACUGGAGGAGGCCAAAUCAGGCAGAGGAGAAAUAUUGGCAGCAGCUAUUGAAGCCUUCAAAAAGGCUUUGCAAAAAGAUCCAGCCUCUGUAUUUUCAAAGCUGGCUUUAGCUGAAGUGUAUGGAGAAAAUACACCUCACUACCAAGAAGAGAUUUAUCUCAAUCUCAUGAGUGAAAUGCCCAGCCUCAGCAAGAAGUGUCAGCAGGCAGUCUAUCUUCACUGGGGGGAUUUCCUCUUCUACAAGCAGAAGUCACUGGGGGAGGCAGCUGAGAUGUACAAAGCAGGUUUCGCCAUUCCAGACAAGUACCUGGAGAGGCAACAACUGAAAACCAGGUUGGAAGAGGUGGCAGGAGAAUUCCAGCAGAGCUCCCAAACCGCUGAGGCUGAGGACAUACAUGACUUCAUUCAACAGACUGAAACUCCACGGUACAAGGGGAGAUCCACUGCUGGCAGCAACAGAGCAGGAGACUGGAGAUGUAGAGAAAAUAUGUGAUCCUUUCCCUUCCCUGGACACACUGUCUGAAGUGAGUCACUUUCCCCAGCUGUGUAACAAUGGCAUUCGUGUUGCAAAUGAUUCUGGGCCCCCGGAAUAGUUCACACCACGGCACAUGCUGCUGUUGCUUCUUAUAAUUAUCAUUAGCUACCUGUAUUGUGAUAGCGCCUAGGAGCCCAGACAUGGACCAGGACCCCAUUGCGUCUGGCCCCAAAGAGUCUUCAGUCUGCGACCAGAGACAACAGGAGGGAACCAGCAGACAGACGGGGGAGCACAGGCAGACGAUACUGGUCAGCAAAAUGGACAGUGGUCUCAGCCCACCAGCUACCCAGCCACUGUCCAGUGUUUUGUAAGCAUCACCGCAGAGGAGAGUUUAGCUUCUGAUCCUGAGCAGCUGUUUCUACCCAGAGGGGACGGUGCGACCAUCCUUGUCUCUAAGCAAACCUACCUGCCAGCUCUGCUGCCUUCUAACAUCCACACAGCAAAUAGGUGUGGAGUUUCUUCAAACAGCCUUGAGUUCUUGUAUCUGCAUAGCUGAGGGCCUGUCGUGUGUCUAUAUCAUGAGUCCCAUCUUUGCUUUCUGCACCUCUCACUGACAAUAACUCACAUUUACAUGGCACCUUCACCCCCAGCUUGUCAGGGAUCUGCUAUGUUUUUAUUUCAUUUACAAUAAAAGUAACUGAGAAAACAGAAAUAAAUCAAUUCCACCAUCUUGGAACGUUCCUUUCCCUGCCCUUCGGUUGCAUCGGGGUGAGCAGCACACGGGCACGUCCAGCUCACAGUAAAGCACCGGGACAGUCACUGAUAGCGCAGGAGCCAAGGCUGGAGUUUCGGAAGUUGACUUGGUGGAAAUGAGUGUCCAGAUUGACCCAAUAGCUCAGCACCCAGCAGCUCCCGUCGUUCUCAGCUGGGGUCCGAGCCCCCUGCACUGUUCUCAGGGGAUGGGGUGCGGUGGAA